CGGAAAAUCAAUCAACAGGGUUUGGGUGUUUGGUUUCGCAAUACUCACUUCUGUCUUUCUUUCGAGAAAUCACGCAAAACCGCCUUUAUCUUUGUCUCGUUGGCUACAUAUCCAGAGAUGCCCCCAGUACGGACCUCGCGCAAUCGCAAACCGCCCCCGGCAGGCUUCGAUGAUAUAGAGGAUACACUGCUGGAGUUCAGCAAUAAGAUGAAAGAUGCGGAGAAUGCAUCGCAUGACGGGAAGAAGAAGCACGAGAUGCUGUGGCCCAUAUUUCAAAUCAGCCACCAGAGGUCGAGAUACGUAUAUGACUUGUAUUACGAAAAAGAAGCCAUAUCAAAACAGCUGUACGAAUGGCUUUUGAAGAACAACUAUGCGGACGCCAACUUGAUCGCGAAAUGGAAGAAGCAAGGCUACGAAAAGUUAUGCUGCCUCCGGUGCAUCCAGACGAAGGAAACGAAUUUCAAUGCAACUUGCAUCUGUCGCGUACCUAAGGCGCAGCUCAAAGAAGAUCAAACAAUUCAAUGUGUUAGCUGUGGGUGUCGCGGUUGUGCUAGCAGCGACUAGCCUCAUCUCGAAAGCAAAAUUUCUUUUUCUGUAUUUUAGCGUAUCCGGGUUUCGUUAAGUCAGUUGAGAGGCACAGGUCAUGCAGGUUAGACCUUUCUUUGGUACGGCGUUAGGUUAGGAAUUGUGACCACAGACAUCUUUUCCUUCCGUGUACUGUUUCCUCGUUCGCUGCCUUUCGAACAUCUUUUCCGUUUCUGCUUGCU
Messenger RNA from Aspergillus costaricaensis CBS 115574, 767 nucleotides. Its product is annotated as BUD31 family protein. Lineage: Eukaryota; Fungi; Ascomycota; Eurotiomycetes; Eurotiales; Aspergillaceae. The transcript is spliced from 3 exons. The record is from RefSeq and is a predicted model, not a curated record. Gene Ontology annotation, biological process: mRNA splicing, via spliceosome. Bases 118 to 564 code for a protein of 148 amino acids. Gene Ontology annotation, cellular component: nucleus; spliceosomal complex.